Molecule: messenger RNA, 1471 nt
Organism: Closterium sp. NIES-67
Lineage: Eukaryota; Viridiplantae; Streptophyta; Zygnematophyceae; Desmidiales; Closteriaceae
Source: the annotation of a GenBank genome assembly
GGACACGACGGAUGCACGUCGGCAUACUCUUCACACCGAAACCGGACGGAAGCCUGCGCAUGUGCAUUGACUACCGAGCUCUUAACAAGCAGACAAUCAAGAAUAAAUAUCUGAUACCGCGAAUCGAUGACCUGCUUGACCAGCUUCAGGGAGCUACGGUAUUUUCCAAACUGGAUUUGCGGUCCGGAUACUGGCAGAUACGGAUGGCGGACAACUCUAUCCACAAAACUGCUUUCCGAACUCGGUAUGGAUCGUACGAGUAUUUGGUAAUGCCGUUCGGACUCACCAACGCACUGGCAACGUUCCAAGCCGAAAUGAACCACAUUCUAAGACCACUUUUGGACGAGUGCGUGGUGGUGUACCUGGACGACAUCCUCAUCUACUCGCGCGACAUGAAGCAGCACGUCGAACACCUGCGACGCGUCUUCGAAAUUCUUCGACGAGAACGGUUCUACGUCAAACUGUCCAAGAACGAAUUCGUCCUCGAGAAGGUCCAGUUCCUAGGACACAUAGUGAGCGCUCAAGGAGUUUACGUCGACCCCAAGAAAAUCGAAGCCGUACGUACGUGGAAGACACCCGAGAACAUGAAGGAGUUGCAGCAGUUCCUAGGCUUCGCGAAUUAUUACAACAGGUUCGAAGCCGUGGAGCAACUGAAACAAGCACUCACGACCACCCCGGUACUCAUCUUGCCAGAUCCCGAACGCGACUACGUAAUCGAAGCUGACGCCAGUGACCAGGCAGUGGGAGCAGUCUUGAUGCAAGACCAAGGAAAUGGACUGCAACCAAUCGCCUACCUCAGCAAGAAACUGCACGGGGCAAAACUAAACUACCCGAUACACGACAAAGAGGCCCUUGCCAUCGUCAUCGCCUUCAAAGCGUGGAGAUGUUAUCUCGAAGGACGACGAACAACCGUCUACACCGACCACUGCAGCCUGAAAUAUUUGAAAGACACAACCCAACCGUUCCAGGCGACAGACCGAGACCCCAAGUUCACCAGCAAGUUCUGGAAGAAACUCAUGUCUCUACUCGGGACCAAACUCGCCAUGUCAUCCGCCUACCAUCCGCAGACAGACGGACAGACCGAGCGCCUCAACCAAAUUGUUGAGCAACUCCUCCGAGCAGCCUGCAAGGACGAGAUCUCCAAAUGGGACCUGCACCUGCCCGUUCUAGAGUUUGCUUACAACAACGCUACACAUGCCGCUACUGGACAGACGCCGUUCUUCCUCUGCUACGGACGCCACCCACUCACACCACAGAACCGACAACAUCCGCUACACUGGGUACCUGAGAUCGACAUGGGUAACGCCCGUCGUCCUCUGCAUGACUACCUUGUCAAGCAGGCACCAGGCGACCCGACCCCACCACUACCCCCGCCCGCACCCCCGCCGCCCCCUCCGCCGCGCCCAGCCUUGGGGCGGCGGCCCUUCCCAGAACGGGCCUGCGAAUAAUUGAAUAAUGGUAAAGUGAGAGU